AUGAAGGCUACGUUGAUCACCGCCCUCGCCGGAUCCACCUUGGUGGCUGCUGCCCCCACCAAUGUUUCACCACGAGCUUCCAAGGUCAUGUACGCAGGUAUCAACAUGGCUGGGUUUGAUUUUGGCUGCACCACCGAUGGCAGCUGUGCUUUGACCGGAACCAACAAGCCGUACAACUUCAUCAGUGGCGGUACAGGAAUCGGCCAAAUGAACCACUUUGUGAAGGAUGACACUCUCAACGCCUUCCGUCUGCCUGUUGGAUGGCAGUUCCUGCUUAACAACCAACUUGGUGGUAAGCUGGACUCCAAUAACGCCGCCCAGUACGAUACCCUUGUCCAGGGUUGCUUGAAUUCCGGUGCCAAAUUAUGUAUUCUCGACUUACACAACUACGCACGAUGGAAUGGUCAGAUUAUAGGUCAGGGCGGGCCAGCCGAUGCGCAGUUGGCGGACGUGUGGAAGCAGCUUGCCCAGAAGUACGGCAGUCAUUCCCAGAUUGCCUUUGGUGUCAUGAACGAACCCCAUGAUAUUCCAGACAUUAAACGCUGGGCCACCACUGUUCAGGCUGUUGUGACCGCGAUUCGCAAUGCAGGUGCCCAGAACAACCUCAUCCUGCUACCCGGCCAGGGUUACACCAGCGCAGAAACCUUUGUCUCUUCUGGCUCUGCAGCUGCUCUGAAUAACGUAAAGAACCCGAAUGGUUCUAAGGAUAACCUUAUCAUGGACGUGCAUAAGUAUCUUGAUAGCGACAACUCUGGCACGCACACGGAGUGCGUCAAGAACAGCAUCGACACUGCCUUCCAGCCGCUUGCUACUUGGCUGAGGCAGAAUGGUCGCAAAGCCUUUUUGUCUGAGACUGGUGGUGGAAAUACCGCCAGCUGCGCACAGUAUCUGUGCCAGGAGCUUAAGUUUUUGAACUCAAACUCGGACGUUUACCUCGGAUACACAGCCUGGGCUGCGGGUGGCUUUGAUGCUUCAUACGAGCUUACUGGAACCCCCACCCAGAGUGGUGGUCAAUGGAAAGAUACUUCAUUGGUUUCUACUUGCAUUGUUGGCGCAUGGAAAGGCCAAUAG
Messenger RNA from Exserohilum turcica Et28A, 1071 nucleotides. Its product is annotated as glycoside hydrolase family 5 protein. The coding region runs from base 1 to 1071 and encodes 356 amino acids. Lineage: Eukaryota; Fungi; Ascomycota; Dothideomycetes; Pleosporales; Pleosporaceae. The record is from RefSeq and is a predicted model, not a curated record. Gene Ontology annotation, biological process: glucan catabolic process. Gene Ontology annotation, molecular function: hydrolase activity, hydrolyzing O-glycosyl compounds. The transcript has 3 exons.